Linderina pennispora is the source of this 1000-nucleotide messenger RNA. RefSeq lists its product as uncharacterized. The transcript has 2 exons. The coding region runs from base 45 to 665 and encodes 206 amino acids. The record is from RefSeq and is a predicted model, not a curated record. Lineage: Eukaryota; Fungi; Kickxellomycota; Kickxellomycetes; Kickxellales; Kickxellaceae.
UUUCACUCACAUACACUGCUCAGCUUUUCUUGAACUCUUUCUUCAUGACCAAUCUCACCAAGAAGGCCGAUUCUGACAAUGAUUCAAUACUAGAUGGAAUUGACUGCCUAUCGGUCACGACCGUUCGUACACCUGAGAUGUCUGCCAGUAUCAUAUCAGUUAUUGAAGAGCAGCAAGACAUCAAUGCUGACGAUGACAUAAUCAUUGGGUAUCUGCGGACGAUUAUUGGAUAUCGUUCUUCUAUUCACUCGUAUCAGCAGCAGAACUUCCUGAAGGCAUAUACGGCUAUCAUGUCUGGCGAGGUUAUUCGUAUCCCUAAUAGGACGUACAGAUCAUUCAAUGUGGAGUCUUUGGAGGUGCGUGUGAAGCAUCACAACUCAAAGCUCAAGAACAUUAAGCCAGAUAUCAAGAACACAGCGCCCAAGCAGGAUAUCCCUGCUACCCGGCUGUUCAAGGUCCUGAACCCGGAGCUGUUCAUGAAACCGAACCGGUGGAUCAUGGGUGGAGGAGUCGUGGCCAUGGCCGGAAUCAUCUUAUGGCUUGGGUCUGGAGAGCUCAAGCACCGCCGAGAACAGGCGCUGAUAGCCAGUACCCAAAGCAGUGAGGAAAAACCGCGCACGCUGACGUACCAGGAGCAAAUGGCCGAGCGCAAGCGGAGCAGCUAGCAUGUAUUUGAUUCAAUGCAAUAAAAAGCCUAUUCCUGGGUCUUGGUAUCAGACAUCCGCCACAUGUACCAGGUAGCUACCGAUCUGUACGGUUCCCAGAUCCUGCCUAGUGCCACCAGCUCGUCAUGUGUCGGCGUUGUCUUGGUGAACGGCACGCCAAAAUGCUUGCACAUGGACUUGCGAAUCGCCAGGUCCAGUGUCGGCAGCACAUUGGCGCGCUUCAGGUGGAACAUUAGGAACAUGUCGGCGGUCCACGGGCCGAUUCCACGGAUGGCCACUAGGGCCUUCGUCACCUCGUCAUCAGAUAGUGCUGCCAGUUUGGCAUCGGAAAGCUC